AUGAAUUAUUCAACUGUCUUAAGUAAAAAACCUUUCCCUCCUCAAAAACAGGAUCAAGCCAUUAAUUUAUUAGUUUAUGGAUGUGAAAUUCAAAAAAUAACAUCUGGGAAUAAAUUUGAGAAAUUAUUCAUCUAUAUGUCCCAUGAAGUUAGUUAUCAACUUAUUUAUAUUAUAAAUCAAUACACAAAUUAUAUAGAUUUGAGGAAAAUUAGAUUUAUAACUGAUGAUAUUCGAGAUAGUAAGAAAUUUACAGAUGAUAAAUCAGUGUUAUUACAAAUCUUUGUUAGCGAGGAAUGUUGGUAUUUAAAAUUUGCAAAUCAAACUCUUAAAGAAUUGUGGUGGCAAGGAUUGUAAUAUUUUUAUACAAAAGUAAAAGAAGAUUUGAAAGAAAAAUUAUAAAUCCAAUUGAUGGCUUGGGAGAUGUUUAUUAAAUUUGACGAAGAUAGAGAUGGUAGUUUGAAUAAGGAAGAAUAAUAAGGGUUUCUUAAUUGGAUUAAAUUGGUGUAUCCAAAUAAGAGUUUUAUUGAAAAUAAAUGUAUCCAAUCAAGUUUUCAAAACAAAUUAGAAUUUAUGCAAUUUGAAGAAAUAGUUAGAUUAUUAUACAAGUAGUCUAUUUUAAUUAAAUUGAAUAAGCUUUAUUUAAAUUCUUAAAACCUAUUAAUUGAAGCAGAUUUUGAAAAGUUCAUUAGAACUGCAUAACGAUAAUAAGAUACAGACUACUUCUUUGGAUUCCCCAUGACAGCAGAUAAAUUUAAUGAUUUUCUAUUUAGUCAAUAGAAUUCCAUUUUUGAAAUGGGUCAUUCAGAUGACAUGACCAAACCUCUAUCUCACUACUACAUCAACAGUUCUCACAAUACCUAUCUUACAAAGGAUCAAUUGGCAGGUGACAGCAGUGUAGGUCAAUAUGUAAUUGCAUUAUUAAAUGGGUGUCGAUGCUUUGAAUUAGAUUGUUGGGAUAGCAUUUCUGACAGGAAUCCAGUGGUGUACCAUGGGUACACUUUGACAUCCAAGAUAUUGUUCGAGGAUGCCAUUCUGGCCUUAGACAAAUUCGGGUUCAUGUUUUCGUCUUACCCAAUAAUAUUGUCAUUAGAGUUGCAUUGCAGCAUAGAUCAAUAGGAAGUAUUGGGGUAGAUUAUGAGGGCCUAAUUUAAAGAUGAACUUUAUAUCUAUGAAUAGAAUCUUAGCGUUCUUCCUUCGCUUGACAAGCUAAAAAGAAAGUUCCUAAUAAAAAGUUCAGGCAUAUUAGAGGAAUCCUAUAGUCUGCACAAAAACAAUUAAGAGAUCCACAAAACUAUGUAGAGUCAAAAGAUCGUUAAAACGCAGAAGACUUUGGAGUUGAUAUAGGUAGAUUAAGAUCCUGAACCUGGGUUGGUAAGAGAAAUUGCAUAGAAACAAAGAAUUAGUAAUAAAACUUUAAAAAAUCUGAAUUAUGAAAAUAAACAAAAAUAAUUCAUAAGACAUGAUGCAAUUUGUGAUUUUAAAAUGAUAGGAGAUUAAAUUGAUCUGGUAAUCCCUGUGAGUAUGAAUGUCAAACAUCAUCCUUAGUUUUUGAGUUGCAUAAGCUUAUUUAAUUCUCCUUUUGAAAUCAAUAAGAAACGAUCAAUUUGGAACAUAUCUUCUUUGAGUGAGGACAAAGUGGAUAAAAUCUUUAAAGAAAAGAAAGUUAAGGAAGUCUAAUAACAUUUAAACAAUUACCUAGUUAGGAUUUAUCCUUCAGGAAUGAGAGUGGACUCUAGCAAUUUCGAUCCAAUUCCAAGUUUCAUUCUGGGUGCUCAAAUCAUUGCCCUCAACUUCCAAACCAAAGAUGAACCCAUGUUAAUUAAUAGGGCAAGGUUUUCACAAAAUCUUGGUAUUGGUUAUGUUCUCAAACCAAAAUACUUGAUUGAAGGAUUGGAUUAAGUGACUAAUUUUGAAUCUCCGGAUUAUCCAAAAAAAUUAGUAACUCUCGAGAUCAUCUCUUGCUAAUUGUUUUUACUGCACACUAAAAAUGUCAUAAAUCCACAGGUGAUUGUGAAACUUAAAGGAAAUAAAGUGGAUGAAAAUGGGUAGGAGUUGCAAACUAAUGUUAUAUAUAAUAAUGGAUUGAAUCCAGAAUUUGAUCAGAAUUAUUCAAAAACAACUUUUGAGGUUAAAGAUGUGGAUUAAGCUAUCUUCAUAUUUAAAGUGUUCAAUAAAUCAGAUGACAAUAAAUAGACUAUCAUAGGAUAGUAUGCUUUACCAUUUAAAAAUAUGAGAGAAGGAUUUAGAGCAAUACCAUUAAAAGAUGAAAACUUAAUGGUUAUGGAAUAUUGCUAUAUAUUUGCUCAAGUAACCAUCUAAUGA
Messenger RNA from Paramecium tetraurelia, 2322 nucleotides. RefSeq lists its product as uncharacterized. Gene Ontology annotation, molecular function: phosphatidylinositol-4,5-bisphosphate phospholipase C activity; calcium ion binding. NCBI's taxonomy places the organism in Eukaryota, Ciliophora, Oligohymenophorea, Peniculida, Parameciidae. Gene Ontology annotation, biological process: lipid metabolic process; phosphatidylinositol-mediated signaling. The transcript has 3 exons. The record is from RefSeq and is a predicted model, not a curated record.